UUAUUGAAGGAGUUAAAUUUGAUAGGGGUAAGCUUAUUGGAUGGGGAAUCCCCCGAAUGCUACUAGAAUGAAUAAGAAGGUAGUUAAUAUGAGUGAGGCAACGUGACGAUAUUUGACAAUGAUUAUUCCAUCGUUAUAAUUUUUACAACGGUUUGGUAAUCCAGGGUUGAAAGACGCACAUUCGAAAUACGUGCCUCUGCAUUCGAUUCAUUAGCAAGGAAAGAUGAUGGUGGGGUUAAAGCGAGGAGAGCCUCAGGUGCCGCCGAUAGACGGCGUGCGCCGGAGCAGUUCAUUUCUGUAAUGGCCGCCGUCUGGCGUUGUCGGUGAAUCGGUCUCUUUGCAUUCUCGCGAUACAAACUGCACAACGUUAUCGUUUACAAAACUUUAGUGCAAAUCAAUCCACGUAACGAGAAAGGUGCGGUGUUUGCUCGUGCAUUGUGUAUGGUGGUAAAUAAGGGGUGAAUCCGCAACGGACGGUCUGUCGAGAGAAUUCAAAUCUGAUAUGCACUGUGUCCUCACUGUUUACUCGACCCAUCGACCGUACAGAGUGUGGUAGAUCGAAGAAUCGUGUUUGACGAUAGAAAGAAAUACAACUGUGAUCGCAGGAUGCGAUCGAAUUUCGGUGAUCGAUGCUCGGCAUUCGAGCAUAGCUUCGUCUUCGGACAGUAAACAAAAGUGACAGCGUGUGUGGUGGAUGGGGUAGACGGUCAUGCCUCCCAUUUCGACCGAGCCUGUCGACAGUAUUUGACGUGUUGUUCUCCGCGAGCCCGAAUUCUCACUCACGUGGUUCAAGGUCUUCUAAAAUCAUCUUAACGUCACGUUGCCAACAAGGCCCAGCAAAAUUUCACGGCACUUUCGCGAUCGAAUGUCCCACGACUGUUGUCACUGACAGCGAGUUGGAGCCACGCUUUUCCCGGUCAUCGGCUCUGUUGUUAUACCUUCUUCGUGGACUUUACUCAGGAUUAGUGACUGGAAGGAUUUAAACGGAAGACUGAAAAACAUUGGAUACGUUGUUUUCAUUUGCGCAGAUUUCUUCCAGGUGAGCCAAAAUUUCCUCUAAAUUUGAAGGACGAAAAGGAAGAGGAAAGAGAGACAAAGACGGAGAGAGAUGUGCCAAGUUUCGUCGUUGCGGAUGUUCCGUGUGCUUCCGGGGUUGAUCAACGCCGACCGUUUGCCGCACUGCGUCCCCUGCUAGGAUCAUGUCCUAGUCUGUUGUGAUCUACGAAUCGUGAUUACCACUGCCAACCAUAACUCGCGUCGAAGUAAAACGCGACCCUGAGAUGCCGAGCUACCGUGUCGAGGACGUCGUAGCUCGUCGUCUAGCGAAUCUUCCCGAUCGAGGAUCGACGAUCUCGUUCGUUUGAAUCAACGAACGAGAGACAGAGAGAAAAAUACGUCAGGUCGCGUCACGUUACGUCCAGCGAUAAGACUGAUUAAUCCGUGUGUAAUGCAGGACGAGGAGGCGACGACCUUCCGUCCCGAUUUAACCUGCUCAAUCUUCCGUUUGCAAUAACGGCGAAUAUGUUCGGCAAGGUGCCACCUUCGAACACACCAGGGCCACCCUGUAGCUGCGACUCGUCCAGCAAGUCCGGUCCAACCACGUGUUUGCCGUGUUUCUCAGUCGACGAGACAUCGAGCAUGCUGACGGAGGAGAAGUCGAAAGCCUGGAGAUCGAAGGACAGCUGCGCCCACGUGGUCUCCGAACCACCCUCCACGGGUAUGGAGGAGAAGCAAAAGCUGUGGAGAUCGAAGGAGAACGUGGUCUUCGAAGCACCCUGUAUCCUCGAGGACAAGUCGAAGAGUAAGAACACUUUGGUGGAAGAUAAAUCGAGAUCAUCCUGGAGAUUGAAGGAGAACAGUAGCACAGGCCUGUCCGAGGUGUCUUCCCCGGUCGAGGAGAAGUCUAAACCGCGAAAAUGCAAGGAAACGUGUUCAGCAACCGAGAGUGUCGACGAUAAGAAGUGUUGGAAGUCUAAGGAGAGUAUCAGUCCGCUGGAAACCCCCACGGACGACAAGUCCAAGCCUCGCAGAGCCUCCAAAGACUCUAGCAACAUCGAGUCGUGUUGUGGUUCGCAAACUGUUCAACCAAAUCUGUCCCAAUCGUCAACCGCGUUUGUCGAGGCCAACAGCAGAUGUUGCAGUACCAAGAACUCUUGCUCGAAAUAUUCGAAAGAAACUUCUCACGGAAGAAACCACACGGGAUUGGUGACGAAGUCGAACUCGGUCGUCCACAAGUGCUCGUCCAACCCCAAUUGCCCCAACUUCACGAAAUCCCCAGGCUGUUCUGGUGCCAGCAAAUCACAGAGGGUACUUUGUUCCACGAGUCUGAGCAGUCUGAACGUUGACCCUGGCUCUAGGGAAGCUUGCAAGCUCUCGAAGAAACACUCUGGCCCGUGCCGCGAGUUCGUGGCGGGCAAAGAGCAACAUCUAACAGGUGGAAAGUGCGUAUCCAGAGAGGGUCAAAGGAACAGCUCGCAAGCUGGUUGUUUAGCGAGCAAAUCAUCGAGCAGGUCUUCCGAUGCUGCUUAUUCAGCUUCGAACGGCAAGAAUAGAGCCGUUUCCGAGUCGAGCGACGAGACGGCCGACUCGUCGAUCGACUUUUCUGUGAUCUCUGUGAUUCAAUCGACUCCGAGUGAAUCUUGUUCGAGAUCAUCCGCGAAAGGAUACGGUGACAAAGACACGGUCGACUCGUCCGCUGCCGGUGGCAACUGCGAUAGAAGUUGCAGAGGUGAUUUUACCACGUCCACACCGUCGAAAGAUUGGAUGAAAAACGGAGACGCGUUGCAGCAGAACUGCGUUUCCUGUCUGCCGCAAGACCUACCGACGGAGUUACAGUUUUCGCCAAGGAGUUACAGGGAACGAGAAAAGUGCCGUGAUCCGUGGAGACCCACCGAAAUGGAAAGCAAUAUUUGCAAUCUGAACGUAUGUCCUAGUGAUACGUAUCAGGAUACCGGGACGAAAAGGAGGACAGGUGCUUCCUGCCAGGCGUUGAGGCAUGCCGUUGCAUCGCUCAAUCGAUUGGAUGACUUUUACAUGGAGAAGAUUGGUGCUGGAUUCUUUUCGGAAGUCUUUAAGGUUACACAUAAAGUGACGAGUCAGGUGAUGGUCCUGAAGAUGAACCAGCUGCCUGCGAACAGGCCGAACAUGUUGAAGGAGGUUCAAUUGAUGAACAAGCUCAGCCAUCCGAACAUAUUGAGGUUUAUGGGCGUGUGCGUGCACGAGGGCCAGCUGCAUGCCCUAACGGAGUACAUAAACGGUGGUAGUUUGGAACAGUUGAUCAUGGCGAGGCACACGCCUCUUCCGCACUUGAUCAGGAUGAAAUUAGCGAGGGAUGUAUCACGGGGGAUGGCCUAUCUCCACAGCCGUGGCCUGUUCCAUCGCGAUCUCACCUCGAAGAACGUACUGAUCAAGAAAGAUGAGAAUACGUCCGAGAUGACCGCGGUGGUGGGUGAUUUUGGACUGGCAGCUAAGAUUCCGGAUCCCAGUUCGGGAUACAGGCUGAGCACGGUGGGCAGUCCGUAUUGGAUGUCGCCUGAAUGCUUGAAGGGUCAAUGGUACGAUCACAGGUCGGACGUUUUCUCGUUCGGCAUCGUGGUCUGCGAGCUGAUCGGCCGCGUGCCGGCCGAUCCGGACGUUCUGCCACGGUCAGAUAACUUUGGCCUCGAUUACCUGGCCGUGGCAGAGAUCUGCGCGGCAGCUGAUCCACCGCCAGCCUUCCUCCAACUCGCCUUCAAUUGUUGCACGUACGAGCCGAAAUCGAGGCCAACCUUCUCAGAGAUCACCACCAGUCUGGACAACAUGAUCAGCAAUUACGAGGAUGAAUCGAAGAGCAAUAUCUGUAAACGUCAAUCCGUGGACCCGACCCUGAUGUCGAGCAUGGAUGAGAUCACCCGGGAGGGACGUUCCAUGAAACGCAAGACUGCUCGUCUGAGGAGUCAAUCGGCGGAUGCGAGAGGUUGCGAUAACGCGACUCCAUCGGACAAGGCGAGAUGUCAUUCCGCUAGGAGGGUAGCGGAAUUGGCGAGCAGAAGGGACCCGCAUUACAGGCCAAUGACGAUGAAUCCGUUCCACGCGUUGGGUGGCGUCAAGAAGAUCCUCGGUGACUUGUUCUCCAGCUGCUUGGAGCUACCGUCGUUGGAAGACGUCAGACCGAGUGUUACCGAUGCUAUCGCCAAGUUCAAACCUGCCCAGAACGACAGUAUCGCGAAGAUCUUGGACAGGAAGAAGCCGAGCUCCGAGCCGAGCAGUCCGACUGCCAGGAAGAAGUGGGAGAGAAAGGUGGCUACGAAAGUAGGCGCAGCCAGUUUAUUUACUCAUCCGCUGUUCCGCGAUGGUUGGGAGCCCAGAAGGCGUGGUAGCUGCGAGUCAGGCUUCUGGAGCUGCGUCGGAGAGGAUCUCAGCCCCGAGCCUCCUAAUCGUCGACACACCUCGACUCUCAGCAGUUCAGCAGCGAGUAGUCUAUUUCUGUUGGACGAUCACAGAACUAGCUCCAUAUACACUGACUCGUCCGAGGACAUAGCUAGUUUGGGUGGCGGUGACUCCUGUUGGGAGGACAGGUUAGGCGGGAUCGGGUCUUCCAGUAAAACCAUUUCUAAGAUCGUCGAGUAUUUCGAGAGGAAGCAAGCCGGCAGCUUGCGAUUCGCCGAUCACGAUGUCGGUUCCGCUAGGUUAACCUUGUUGAAAGCAAGCUUAGAGGGUUCGGUUCCUUUGUGCAGCAUCUCGGCCGCGCAGAGAUUAGUCGUUUGCGAGGGUGCCGUCAGGAGCAAAUUACCCCUGUUCGACAAAAAGUGAUACACCGUCACUUGGGCGUCGUAGAAGUCGUUCCUUUAGAGUUUUUUUUUUUUUUUUUAUUUUCUUGAUGAUAUACAGGCUGUUCGAAAAUUGAACGAUCAAACUUCGAGGGUAUAAAUAUAGGUUCAACAAAGGAAGAAUUUCAAAUAAUUCGAAAUAUUAUGGAACUCUUCUCUUUUUUUUCAAAUUUUUAAUCAAAUACAACGGUGAAAUUUGAUUGUUCAACUUCGAAACACUCUGUGUUUAUGGUUCGCUCGGAGGCGCCUACGGAAAGAACCGCUUCAAGUCGUUCCAUGAAGGAGAAAAAGUGAAUAUGAAAAAUAUCUAUUCAGUUGCAGAGGAAAAUCGCGUCGAACGAUUCAGUCGCGUGUUAAAGAAGGACUGAAAGUAAUCGAAUAACGACUAUACUUUCGUCGAACUUGAAGAGAAGCAAGGUUCAGUGGAAGUAUAACCGAGUACGAAUUCAGCAGACGCUUCUCUAAAAUCUAGUAACCCGACUGUGAUGUUUUUUGAUAAUCUACAUACAUUAUUGAUCCAAUAGGACACUAUGCUCGUUGAAGCUGUCAGCGUGACGGAAGUUCUUUUUACGCGCGACGAUCGUUCGUCCUUUCGACGCUACGUUGCUGCACCGUAUUUAAAAACCAUGUACCCGAUGCGACGGGAAGCCCCGAUAAAUUGUACAAGAUCCUUUCGUUAUAGAUAACGCCAGGUACGUUAAUAGUAUUUCGCGAACAGGAUAUUUUUCCCUGGUUUAACCCUUUCGAUACAAAAAGCCAUUGCAGUAGUAUUUUGUAGAAUUUCUCGAUGAAUUCGACGUACGAAAAGCACUUUAGUGACCAUUCGUAGAGAAUAUCGCAUUGAACGAAUGGCUACUAUAGUGAUAGUCUGUGGAAACUAUUGCUACGUAUAGUGUCCAUUCGUAGAGAUCAUCGCGUUGUACGAAAGGCUGCUAUAGUAAUAGUUUGUUAUGCAUCAAAGCUUACUAUAGUGAUAGCCCUAUGGCCACCUUUUUACCAAUCAAUCAAAUUUUCAAUGCCAUCGAUUGCUUCUUCCAAACAGACAAAUGAUAACACUUUUUAAUCAGCUUCGCCGUAGAGAAAGGGUUAAAGGAGAAAGAUGGAAAAUUUCAGAAGGGUAGACAGAAGCAAUAAAACACGUUUAAUUUCGUGAGACUGCGGCAAACGAAUGCCAGUAGAGAAACGUUGCUCGUGUUCUUACCUUUUGCAGUGCCUCGCAGUUCCUAGUUAGCCACCUCCGUCCUUAUCCAUGUCAACCGACAUUUUACCGAUCAUCGUGACGACGAUACACAUCGAGAUACGAAUUCAGCCACGUCGAGAAAUACGGUUUUUUAGUACGUUGCACCCUUAAAUCCGUCUCCCUUUAAUUAGUUCGUCCUUAGACGCGUUACUCUUGUACUAGAGACAAGCACGUCGAAACGGAGACACAGAUGCGAGAGAAAACGGCGCCUUUUUUUUUUUAUCAUGAAAUUUUCGAGGACAAAAUGAAAAGUAAUAAAUUAUUUCGAUUGAUACGUUUUCUGCCCCUAAUCAUCUGUCAGUUUAAAACAAAUAUUGCCGCUUUCCGUAGUAUGUACGUUAAUAAGAAUAAUUUUUGCAAUCUUAUGAAUAUUGUAAGAUAUAUAUAAUAAGCAAAAAUUACUAUCUACAAUGUGGAGCGUGCGAAUGAUUGAGAAUUCGGUGUGGCAGGGAACGUGUUAAAAGUUUUUCACGGUUUUAAGAAUAUGUUUUAAAAUCGUAUCGUUGGAAAGACUGGAUCGUUAGGUUCUCGAUGAGAUCGACAUCCUACAAUUGUACGUUAUGCUCGAAACGACAUUGCCGUCUUCAUUUGUGUACGUUCGCGAAAUGUAUGCAGGGCGCGUGAAAAUUGACGGCGCAUCAUUUUUCUUCCUUGUACCACGAAUUUGAUAGCACCCUGCGUAUAUUAUAGAGAAUUAAUCAGGGCCUAUGCUGUGCUUAUACGAGGUUUUUAAUUACACUUCCGGUCGAAGGAUACUUCCCCAGCGCGUGACGUGGUCACGCGUGUCGUAGAUUAGUGCUCAGGAUACGAAUGGAGACACAUAGUAUAUUUUGUUGACCAGAGAGAUACCGUGUCCUGAAUAUUUUUGUUGAUAUAGAAACUGAUGGACGAUGGUCCAGAAUUUUUCGAGAAGAAAAGAGAAAACCGGGUGGAAGAAAAAGAGAGAGAAAGAGAGAGAGAGAGAGAGAGCAAAUGAAACUGAUCUAGUCAGUGUAUUAUCGUGGCGGCCUUAUCUUUUGUAUGUCGUAGCGCUAAUAACUUAAGUGUUCCAAGGAAAGUGAACAAAGCGUGAGAAAUAGGAAGAUAACCAUGGUCGUUGGAGAAUACAAAACGAUUGCGAGCUCAGAUGAAACGAACGUUUCGCACACGUUGUUUGUAACGUUCAAUAGAGAAGGCAAACGGAACUCAAAAUGUACAUGAUUAUCUAUAGAACGAGCGAAUGUCUGAAUGAGUGGGAAUAGCGUAUGUUUAUUGACUGCUUCCUCGAGUUUGUGUCUCUUCGAAGCGCGUUUAAAAAACACGGUACAAAUGUACGGAUGGUUCUUUGUUAGAAUCAUGUCUGAUGAAAUACAUUGUGUAAUUUGAAUUUGUUUAUUCCGAGCUUGGAACACGAAUAGAGAAACAAACUCGAUGUGGCAAGCAGUACGUACUGCUUUUUAGUUAUGCCGUGUUACACAAAUACAGUAUCUUUGUGAGACGAUUGACAGAAUGUAUUCGAAUAGUCUUCCUAAACUUGAAUGAUUUAUUUUAGUUCUUAGGUCAUGGGUACAUCGGUAAAGGUCUCUACUUACGACCUUAAAUUAACACAAUCAAAUUAGUUUAUAUUAUCUCAGACCUGAUGCUAUAUUUAAAAAAUGUUUCCUUUUGAAUGUUUCUUGUUUGUGGACUGAUACUGUGUAUGUGUAGUAAAUCACGUGGCAAGAAAUAAUGGGUAACUAUUAUUAGUUUGCGUUUCAAGCGUCAAUCGUUUCGUCGCCCUGGUUGCGGGACAAGUCGAACCAAAUUUCUACUAGAGUAUAUUAUAAUAUAAUAGGCUACUACUAUACCUUUUUACUUGUCAGAGUUCGUUCACGGGUUCUACUUGAUAAGACUGCGUGUUUGUUAAAUAUGUAUGUAAGUAGUAAGUUUUUCAUUACAUUCGCAGUCCCUUCUUCCUUGCCUAACGGAAUACACCGUCGACCAGAAACCAAGAUUUUUCUUUCGUCCUGUCGAAUCAAUGCAAGAAUCCUAAUUUUUACUGGACAACAGGUAUAUUUCGACUAUCAAAUUUUUCUAUAUUUCGACUAUAAAUUGGAGGGUACCUGUUUAUUUUCAGUAUCCAAGCAGUCGAAGAGUGGAAAGGAGAGGAAAUUUCGAAGAUGUGUAAUCAAUUUUUUUUUUUUUUGGACCAUCGAAACGAAAAUUGUCUUUUAUACUUUUGCAUCGAGUCGACCCAACGUGGAACGAUGCGUUCUGUUUCGACGCGUCAAUCGGUACCUGAAGAAACGUUGAAGCGAGGACUGCGAAUCAAGUUAUUUUUAAUAGACGCGAACAUAUCAGGAGUGGGCAUAUCCUGAAGUAAAUUUGUUGCUCGUGAGAGAUGAUCGUCAACAGAAAGAGAGAGAGAGAGAGAUAGGACAGAAAGGCACAGAACGAGAGUGAAUGAGAGAAUGACAGAAUGCAAGUGAUUUAAAAAAGAAAAAAAAAGAACAAAAAAAAAGGUACGUAAAAUCGGACUUGUAAGGCGCAUUUUUCUUCUUAAAAAGAGGGUUAUUUAUUUUAAGUAAAAACAACAGGUAUAUUAUAGAUACACGAUAGAAGUCCAUUUAAAAUCGUCUCUUCCAUACAUUUUUGACUAUCUUGUCCUUCUGAUCCACGAUUAAUUGUGGCUCACCUGGACACUAGCUGUACAUACAUUAAUUAACGAAGAAGAAGUUAUAAUACUAUUUCGAUUCUUCGAGAAUCAUUGGGUCAUUAUAUACAAAGAAACAAAGAAAGAAAGAAAAAAAAAAGUGGGAUUUCACUUUUAUGAUCGUCCGUUCGGCAUAAAUAAAACGCGAUGGGGAACUAUUACAGAUGACGAUGAUGAUGAUAAUGAUAAUAACAAUUUUAAUAACUAAGAAUUAAUAACGGUAACGAAUGUGAAAGAUAACAGAUUUCAGCGAAGCUAUAUAUAUAUAUUGUAAAAAAAUUCCUAUAUACAAAAAUAAAGUUAAGGCUCCAAUUUUUACCAAA
Osmia bicornis bicornis is the source of this 9042-nucleotide messenger RNA. RefSeq names its product dual specificity protein kinase splB (gene cdi). Gene Ontology annotation, biological process: actin cytoskeleton organization; protein phosphorylation. The coding region runs from base 1522 to 4791 and encodes 1089 amino acids. Gene Ontology annotation, molecular function: ATP binding; protein serine/threonine kinase activity. NCBI's taxonomy places the organism in Eukaryota, Metazoa, Arthropoda, Insecta, Hymenoptera, Megachilidae. The record is from RefSeq and is a predicted model, not a curated record. Gene Ontology annotation, cellular component: nucleus; cytoplasm. The transcript has 6 exons.